CCGUUCGGGUUGAACAUACAGCUUCCUAUUGUAGCUAGUCUGUUGUGCUUCUGAGAGUUCAGCUGGGAAUUGCUACAAACCGGCAUCAGUGUGCUUCGCUGUACUACUGCAGCGUCCUUCAAACAUAUAGUCUCCGAGCGAGGCCUGUCCAUGAGGUUGGGACUACUAAUCCCGAAGCACAAGCGAAACACCAGGUUUCCAAUAUAGCCGCACCCAAGUCGAACGAGCACUUGGCAAAGUAAUUGAUGAUAACCGGAGAGAAAGCGAGAGACCGAGUUUAAUCGAGGUUAUCCCAAAACAGAGUAACUUGUUGGUUAGAAAGCAUCUUCGGGAAAUGGCUUUAAGGCACGCAUUCGGAACAGAAAGGCUGGAAGAGGCGAGUCUCUUCCCUUGCAGUGAAAGCUGCCCGGCCUUGCUUUUCAGCAGAGCCACCGAGAGGCGGACUCGGGCCUUGCCGCCUUCCUUUCAUAGUUUCUGGCGAUGCGGCUCCUCCUCCUGAUCUGAUUUCCGUAGAGCUGUACGGUAGUGGCUGCUGCUGACAAGAGUCCGCUGGAAAUCGAGAAGUCUUGCUGUAUUCCAAACUUUUAGGAAGAGAAUGACUCAUUGGUUUCAUCGAAACCCUUUAAAGGCUACAGCUCCUGUCUCAUUCAAUUACUAUGGAGUAGCCACAACUCCAGCUGCGACAAAAAUCUGCAAUGAUUUAAGGUUAUCAAGAGCACGACUCCUGGAACUUUUUACUGAUUUAAGUUGUAAUCCAGAUAUGAUGAAAAAUGCAACUGAUUCCUAUUUUUCACUCUUGGAAGGCUUUAUAGUUGCUCUGGAUAACUCUUCACAGGAUAGCAAACUGAGAUACAUUCAGAAUUUUAAAUGGACAGACACGUUGCAAGGACAAAUACCAAGUGCCCAGCAAGAUGCUGUGUUUGAAUUAGUUUCUAUGGGAUUUAAUGUAGCCUUGUGGUACACUAAAUAUGCAUCAAGAUUAGCUGGGAAAGAAGACGUAACAGAAGAUGAAGCAAAAGAUGUCCAUCGCAGUAUGAAAAUAGCAGCUGGGAUUUUCAAACAUUUAAAGGAAAGCCAUAUCCCUAAAUUGAUCACUCCUGUAGAAAAGGGAAGGGAUUUAGAAGCUCGACUAAUAGAUUCUUAUAUUAUCCAAUGUCAAGCUGAAGCACAAGAAGUGACAAUUGCCCGGGCUAUUGAGCUGAAACAUAAUCCUGGUCUAAUAGCAGCCCUGGCCUAUGAAACAGCCAAUUUCUACCAAAAAGCAGAUCAAAUGUUAUCUAGUAUGGAUCCAGCAUAUACAAUGAAAUGGAGAAAAUACCUUCAGUUGAAGUCAUGCUUCUAUAUGGCUUAUGCUUUUUGCUACCAUGGCCAGACCCUCUUGGCCAGUGAUAAAUGUGGAGAAUCUAUUAGGUCUCUACAAGAAGCAGAAAAAUUUUAUGCCAAGGCGGAAAAACUAUGCAAAGAAUAUGGUGAAACCAAAGGGCCAGGGACUACAGCGAAGCCAUCUGGACAUCUUUUCUUUGUGAAAUUAGGAACUGUAGUGAAAAAUGCCUUAGAAAAAUCUCAGCGAGAAAAUGGAUUCAUUUACUUCCAGAAGAUUCCUCCAGAGGCUCCCCAGCUUGAGCUGAAAGCAAACUAUGGUCUAGUUGAGCCAAUUGCUUUUGAAUUUCCGGCUGUGCAUGCUCAGUGGUCCCCAGAAUCCCUUGCUGCAUUUGAUCUCACCAAAAGGCCAAAGGAGGACAGUGCUAAACCAAAGGCAGAGGAAGAAGUGAAACCUAUGAAAGAACCAGAUAUAAAGCCUCAAAAAGACACAGGGUGUCAGAUCUCAUAAGAUCCUCAAUUGCAAAGAACUAUUCCUUGUAAACUGCGUUCUGUAAACUUUAGGGUUAUUAUUGCCUGUCCUGUUUGCUAGUUCUUCUGGCUGCCUUUACUGUAACAAAAUAGAUUCUUUUUCAACUUG
Messenger RNA from Pantherophis guttatus, 1960 nucleotides. RefSeq names its product BRO1 domain and CAAX motif containing (gene BROX). The record is from RefSeq and is a predicted model, not a curated record. Lineage: Eukaryota; Metazoa; Chordata; Lepidosauria; Squamata; Colubridae.